AAACAUGUCCGAUGAGUAUAUAAGCUUGGCCCGUCGGUGUUUUACCUCAUACAGAUUUUCGGUAUCAAGCACAACGAAAAUCCAGGUGUCCAACAACAUGGCUCUUCUUCGGUGUGCAUGUGUGCUCGCCCUCGCUGCAGUUGCAGCAGUGUCUGGGUCAUGCGACGUGAGCGUCCCCGAUCUGAGCUACAAACUCUCCGGAACCAACAUGGUUUUCCCAUGCGACAGCACCAAGGGCAUCUACAUCUCGAGCGGGCGCUAUAUUCCGAGGAACGUCAUCGCCACCCGCAUGCAAAUCUAUAAAGACGAGGCCAUCGUUGCGCUGCCUCGCUAUAAACAUGGCGUGCCAUUCACGCUCGCGAAGUUCUCGAUGAAAGCGAGGGGGUGCCAAGCCAACCUGACGCCGUUCCCGUGCUGGUCGAUGCAGGAGGAAGGAAACUGCGAUGCCCUCCAAUCCGUCGUUGACAUCUUCAUUUGCCAGAGCGAUAUCCUCUGGGUUUUGGACAUCGGGCUCGUUAAUACCUUGGAGCAACCCGUCCGUAGGUGCGGUCCCAAGAUCGUCGGCAUCAACCUGAAGACCAAUCAAGUUGUUAAGGUGAUCGACCUCACCAACUUGGUCGUCCCCAGCUCCCGCCUGCAAUACAUCAUCGUUGAUUAUACUUGCGAUGGACGCCCGUUCGUCUACGUCGCUGAUGCCGGAGCUGGAGCUAUAAUCGUCUAUGAUGUCUUCGGUGCUAAGGGAUACCGUGUCGUCCUCCCCACUGCUUGCACUGCUACAGCCAAGGAUGUCCUCUACAUGGUACUCGUACGCAGACAAUGCGGGAACUACGUUUACUUCUCCUACCUCUCCUCCCCGAAGAUGUACCAUAUCAAGUCCGAGUCCCUCCAGAAGGGUCAGACUGCCGGCGCUAUCGUUGAAGUUGGAGCUAAGCCCGAGGGUGUCAAGGGGGUUCUCCUCGGUACCGAUAAUGCCGGUAGCAUUCUCUUCAGGUACAAGGGACAGUCCGAUGUCUACAUCUGGAACACCGACACCUGCUUCAAGGACGAGAACUUCAUCCUGGUGCAGCGUGGUACCGAGUGCAGGCUCCCCACUCAUGUGGUUCCGGGCUACAAGCGACUCAUGUGGACCAUCGAGUCGAACUUCCACGAUUACAUCGCAGGGACUGCAGGAUGCCUGGGUCCAAAUGUUGUGGUGCAUCCGGUCGUCAAAACCUGUGACGAGGAAUAAGAUGCAACAUAUUGAAAAUCUGUGAUCGAAUUGUAUCAAUAAAUGAAUUCAAAAAUUA
Dalotia coriaria is the source of this 1286-nucleotide messenger RNA. It is a transcript of the gene yellow-g, whose product is annotated as L-dopachrome tautomerase yellow-g. The transcript is spliced from 2 exons. The record is from RefSeq and is a predicted model, not a curated record. Lineage: Eukaryota; Metazoa; Arthropoda; Insecta; Coleoptera; Staphylinidae. Bases 5 to 1228 code for a protein of 407 amino acids. Gene Ontology annotation, cellular component: extracellular region.